AUAUAUUGAAUCAACCAGUAGACAUUUGCAGACUAUACAAAUUAAAAAGUUAUCAUGCCGCAAAAGAUCAAAAAUUCAACGGCAGAAGUCGCUCACGAUAUACUUGUCAGCGCAGACGAUAAUGGCCACUUCGAACGGAUCGAAAGCUUCAAAAGACGUGCACGUAAGACGUAUUCGGAAGCUGAACGUCCGUAUAAGUGUGAGUUCUGUACUCGAAGUUACGCCUUCGAACACUCAAGAAAUCAGCAUAUACGCCUAAAACACAUCCCCUCAUCGUUGAAAUCCCGUACGAACGGCGCGCAGAAAGAGGCCACCCCAAAGGCUUCAAAAUCGGAAACGGCAGAUGCGACUCGAAGCUCCAUUAGAGUGAGGAGUUUGACCGAUGUAUUGAAUACCAGCACAAAUUCAGCAUUGUCGAAAAACCAUACGACCACUUUCGCACAGGCCGGAAUCAGAAAACAGAUGCGGCCACAGGAAAGCAAUACAAACAACCAAUUGCAUAGGGUUGAUGUUGAGAACGAUGUGACCACUGACCAGUUUGUUGGUGUCAGUGGUGUUCCCUUUCGACCGGUCUCGUACCAUAGUUUGUCACCUUCCGCUACUGUUUCUAUGUCAACCGGAGAAAAUCGCUUGCCGUGGCGUGGCGCUGAUAGUUCGAAGCAAUUCGGGCCGACUGGGGCAUCCAAUAGAAAUAGCAAUCCGAGGCCCGUUUGUAACCGACGAGCUUCGGACAUCACGGGCAUUAAGACACCGAUGGCACACCCGUAUAGGUGCUCAUUUGAUGGUUCAAACAACAAUCGUCUGGAUGAUUUGCUCGACUUGCAUGGGCACCAGCAACGAGUGAGACAGAGGAGCGUAUACUCUCAUGUUCAUUCUAGUAACAAUAUCAGACCCGCCUUGAGAGCAUCGCAAUCAUGUGAGGUUCUGAGAAGCAAAGUAGUUCCUGCUUGUAAUAAUCAAGUCUUCUCAUUCUCAUCGUUCGACAUUCCACAAUCGUACUAUAACAUGAAAACGCUAUAUAGAAACGCCAGUACCAACUUACCGACACAUUCGGAGCCCAUGCAAAGUCAAGCUCUUGCACAGCUCAGCAAUAGUCAAAGAUCUCAAGAACAGGCUGGGUGUAUGGCAAGGUCGCGUGAGAAUCGAAAUACAGCUGAUAGUCCGGCAGCAGUUCAGGAUCCGUCAUCUAAGCCUUGGAUGUCAAUCUACAACACAUUUUUGGUGGACAAAGACGAGGCACAUGCCAAUGCUUCUAUGGUUCAGACACAGGCUGACUCUCACAUGGUGACCCUGAAAUCUGAUCGAUACAUACCACAUUCAAGGACUACUCGCGAAGCGCAAUCGGCUGAGCUGUCAGUGCGCGAACGAAGUAUGGGCGACACUUCAGCCGAAGAUGAUAUAAAUACAGAGGAAGACGGAAAUGGAUCCAGCGGUUGUGAGGGGCGAUCAAGUGAAAGCCGAUCGACAUUAGGCAAUGACAGCGCAUCAUCUGCAUGUCCACCACGUUCUCCAAACUAUAAUCAGUUUACCUCUCCAUCUCACUAUGACAGUCGUAAUCUGCGAGCAGCGGCCAACAGGCCAGCGCAUGAUAUGACUGACAUCGAAAGUAUUAUUGAGUUGAGUACGGACAACGUACGGAAUAACAGACUGUUGGAUGCUAAAGUGAAAACUACAUGGUCCAGUGUGUCCAGUAUACAAGAAGACAAUGCAGCUGCUGUCGGACGAAGACUACCGUCGGAUAUGAAUGUUGAUUUCGUCUGCAGUAUUCUCAAAAGCCUGGAAUCUGCAUAG
This is a messenger RNA of Sphaeroforma arctica JP610, 1791 nucleotides long. RefSeq lists its product as hypothetical. Lineage: Eukaryota; Ichthyosporea; Ichthyophonida. The record is from RefSeq and is a predicted model, not a curated record. The coding region runs from base 55 to 1791 and encodes 578 amino acids. The transcript has 3 exons.